GAGCUUGGGGAAUGUUGCGCGGCCAUGCUCCGCGCACUACACCCCGAUUUUAUGCUGCCCCUCGUCGGACACUCCGGACGCGAGAUGGUGGUGCAUGCUAAAUCUCGGCUGAAGUCCCUCCGAGACGAGUUGCAGGCGGAGCGUGGACGGGCUGCGGGCGAAGGGGACGACGAGGCGGUGAACGCUCUGCAAGCGCGGGUCGAACAACUCGUGCAGGAGAAGGAGCAGAUCUUAAAAGAGAAACAGCAUAUCACCGCGCAUUUGAGGGGGGCUAACACGGAGCUGGAGAACGAAGUCGCCGAGAUACGCGAAGCGACGCGUGUGCGGGACGAAGAGAUCAAGAAGAAAACCGAGACAAUCACUACUCUGCAAGGCAGACUGUCUGAGAAGGAUGACGAGCUGCGUUCAUGCGAAGAGAUUGUGAAGGAGAAUCAGGAUACCGUUGCAUGCCUUACUGAUGCUAACUCUCGGCUGGAGAGCGAGGUCGAAGAGUUGCGCGAGGCGUUACUAGCUCAAGACGACCAGAAGAGGCGGAUACUCGCGUCUCUGAAAGCAAAGCUCCAGAAGAAGGAAGAAGAAGUGCGUGCGUGCGAGGAGAGUAAGAAGAGCAUAGAGACCGAGAGAGAUCAGGCUCGCGCUGUAAAGGGCAAAGCUAUCAGCGCUCUGAAGGCGCGCACCGAGGCAUUGAAAACCCUUACGAACGAAAGAGACGAACUGAAAUCCAUGAGCGAGAAGUACAAGGCGGACGUAGAGAAGGCUGAACAAUUAGCCUGGUACUAUGGAUGGGCCGGCCAGUUCGAUAAAUUCUUAAAGUUCAUGCAAGCUCUUCCUGAACCUACUGACGUGCUACCUACCGGCGACAAGAUUCGACCAUGCAUAACGACUGUGCACAUUGGCGCUACCCCACGCGUAUCGGAGAUCUACAGUGAAUCUGACGCCGUUCUGUACCUGCCGGACUUGCCUCUGUGGGCGCCGAACUCCGGAAACGGGAUUGCCGUCGUGCAUGUCUACGAAUACAACGCAAAUGAAGAGACACCCAAGUCGAGAUGGACGCUCAACAAUAUGGGCAACGAUCUGCACGAACAGGUCCGCGAGCUAUUCUAUAGGGACGAAGACGGGAGCGUGCGCUAUGCGGGGACGUACAAGCUCCACCGGGGGCCGGUCCUCAUGGGCGUGCCGGACCUUGCUAACCUCAACAUGAAGCCAAACGCCGCGAAGAUGCUGGCGCGCCGAACUCUGGCACCAUCCGAUCAAAGUCAAUCUGUGUUCAAAGCGACGGAGGGUGCAUAUGCGAUGGGCCUGCUGCCCGUCGGAUUAAUCGGUUUACAAUGCUUGGGCUACAAGACUGGCUUCGAUGAUCGUCUCCGAGAGUACCCUAAGCCUGUGGUCAACAGGGACUUGUCAGCGAAGCGCAAAGUCGAGACAGGCACGAUCGUGGAUCCACGGAAGAGGGUGAAAGCAGUCGCGGAUCAGGCAGCAACAACGGCGCCAAAAUCAGUGGUCAGAACAGCACCGAAGACGGCGGCGAGAAGGGUGGCAAAGGCAAAAUCGAGAGCAAAGGCGGUCAGAUUUGUGAUAAAAUGCGAGUAAUCCAAUGUUCUGUCGUCUAUAUUUCCUGUAACGACAGACUUGGUCGCCAUUUCCCCAUAGUAUGCACAUUGAUUAAUACUUACGGUGGUCCACAAUGGAU
Molecule: messenger RNA, 1690 nt
Organism: Fomitopsis serialis
Lineage: Eukaryota; Fungi; Basidiomycota; Agaricomycetes; Polyporales; Fomitopsidaceae
Exons: 9
Coding region: 25-1590 (521 amino acids)
Source: RefSeq, a predicted model, not a curated record